Molecule: messenger RNA, 421 nt
Organism: Myzus persicae (green peach aphid)
Lineage: Eukaryota; Metazoa; Arthropoda; Insecta; Hemiptera; Aphididae
Exons: 2
Source: RefSeq, a predicted model, not a curated record
AAAGUUAUAAAAAUAUAUAUAAAACGGUAUUACAGCUACUAUGUCUGUGCAACACCUAAUGUAUACUGUAAAGGCACACUAAUCCAACUGGAGAACGGCACCAUCAUACCAAAAAAAGUUCACACACAUUUAGCUUAUGGUCCAACAUUUAAUCAACAACAACUUAUAAAACAUUUUAGGACAACUUUAAUUGAAAGGUCAAAGACAGAGACUAAAGCUCUAAAAGUUAUUUAUGAUGAGGAAUCAGUUAGAAAUCAGGAAGCUGCUUUAAAUUAUAGUUGGCCAACAGCAGAGUCGUACAUGCGGCAGGCCAGAAGAAGUGUUUGUCCAGCAUUACCAUCCACACUACGGGAGUUGGGCGAAUAUUUAGAUUUAAAUGCUAACAUGUAAGAUUAUAUAGUUAAUACAAUUUAAAAUUUCU